CUGAGCAGGAGCCGCUCUUAGGCGACCGCACACCCGGAAGCAGGAUUUUCUAUUGUGAUAAUGUCAAUAUGGCCCUAUCUCCAAAAGAUUGACAGGACAGCUGAUACAAGUUUUUUGGGCUGGGUUAUUGCUUCAUUUAGUCUUGGCCAAAUGGUAGCUUCACCUAUAUUUGGUUUGUGGUCUAAUUAUAGACCAAGAAAAGAACCUCUCAUUGUCUCCAUCUUCAUUUCGGUGGCAGCCAACUGCCUCUAUGCGUAUGUGCACGUCCCAGCUUCUCAUAAUAAAUACUACAUGUUGGUUGCUCGUGGAUUGGUGGGAUUUGGAGCAGGAAAUGUGGCAGUUAUUAGAUCAUAUAUUGCUGGUGCUACUUCCCUUCAGGAAAGAACAAGUUCCAUGGCAAAUACAAGUGCAUGUCAAGCAUUAGGUUUUAUUCUAGGUCCAGUUUUUCAGACCUGUUUUGCACUCAUUGGAGAAAAGGGCGUGACAUGGGAGACUAUCCAGCUUCAGAUAAACAUGUAUACAGCACCAGUUUUACUUGGCGCCUUCCUUGGAGUUUUAAAUAUUAUUCUGAUCCUUUUUAUAUUAAGAGAGCAUCGUGUGGAUGACUCAGGACGACAGUGUAAAAGUAUUAAUUUUGAAGAAGCAAGUACAGAUGAAAUUCAGAUUCCCCAGAGAAGUAUUGAUAAAGUGGCUGUAGUGACUACCAAUGUUCUGUUUUUCGUGGUCCUAUUUAUUUUUGCCCUUUUUGAAACCAUCCUUACUCCAUUAACAAUGGAUAUGUAUGCCUGGACUCGAGAACAAGCUGUAUUAUAUGAUGGAAUAAUACUUGCUGCUCUUGGAAUUGAGGCUGUUAUUAUUUUCAUGGGAAUUAAAUCACUUGCCAAAAAGAUUGGUGAGCGUGCUAUUCUACUGGGAGGACUUGUCAUCAUAUGGAUUGGCUUCUUUAUCUUGUUACCUUGGGGAAAUCAAUUUCCCAAGAUACAGUGGGAAGAUUUACAUAAUCAUUCAAUUCCUAAUACCACAUUUGGGGAAAUUAUUAUUACUCUUUGGCGGUCUCCAAGAGAAGAUCAGAGUGAAGGACCAACUGGUUGCCCAAUUGAACAAGCCUGGUGCCUCUACACCCCCGUGAUCCAUCUAGCCCAGUUCCUCACAUCAGUUGUGCUAAUUGGAAUAGGCUAUCCAUCCUGCAAUGUUAUGUCAUAUACAUUAUAUUCAAAAAUUUUGGGACCAAAACCUCAGGGUGUGUACAUGGGCUGGUUAACAGCUUCUGGAAGUGCGGCACGGAUUCUUGGACCCGUGUUCAUCAGCCAAGUGUACACUUCCUGGGGCCCACGAUGGGCAUUCAGCCUUGUGUGUGGAAUAGUUGUGCUCACCAUCACACUCCUGGGAGUGGUUUACAGAAGACUCGUUGCUUUUUCUGUAAGGCAUGGAAGGAUUCAAGAGGAACCUAGCUAACUAACACUGGGAUGCACAGUACUUGCUGUGUGGACUUCCUUUACUAAGGCUCUGUCAGACAGUUGCUAUGAGUCAGUUUCCAAAAGUCAGGCUUCGGGUAUUAUAUAUUUUGAAAAGCAAGAGAAUAUAUUGAAUAACACGGAAUUCUAUGAGUAACUGAAUAGUAAGAUAAUAUAAAAAAACAUUCUGGGUCAAUUUCUUUAUCUCAAAAAAGAAAUAUUCUUCACUCAGCACCUUUGGGGGUUACAUGAAUUCAUGAGUGAAUGAGCAAUGGUCUAUAAAUGGGAAACUAUUUUUUUUCUCCAAACUGCAGAGGUAUCACUUAAAACAAUGAGAGGAUAUCUAUGCAGUGGAACCACAGUAAAGUUCUAGAAGAAUUACGUAUAACAGAAUGAAAUUAUAGCAACGGCUUACCUAAAUAGUAGGUAUCUUGACCAAAUCAAAGAUACCUACUUUUUAUUUAUUUAAAAUGUUACUAUCAAGUUCCCUUAUGAAAUAAAUAUCAUGACUCUUAAAUUUUCCACUUACUAUGUCUCCCAUCCUACCUUCUUUAUUUUUAAUACACCUUCUGUCUUAUCUCACUAAAUAACUAAAUUAAUACAUGAAUAUGGAUAAUGCUAAUAUUUAAGUAAUAAAGAGGAUUAAGAGACCAGGAUGAAUUUUACUACCUUUAGUAGAGUUAACUACUUUUUCUUCCAAGUGCUAAUAAGUAAUUUGCUUUGGAGACAUAAGCCAGGUAUGUGUUAUUGUGUAUGUGUUAUUAUAUACAUAUACUGAAACAAACUGUUAAUUAUAAUUAUUGGCAUUUUCAACUCCCUUAAAUUCUGGAGGAAAACUAUUACUUUAUUUACUUUUCCCACCACUUAUUAGUGACAAGGUAGACACAACAGUUUUCAGUCUAUAUCUGCACAGCUAUUCAGAUCUGCAUUAUUUUACAUUUGGAUGAGCCAUGACAGCCCCAAUCUAGUCAGGAUAAUAUUUGAAACAAAUGUCUUUAACCUAACACAGUUUACUGAGUUUACUUGAGUAUAUGGUCUCUAUGUAUACAUUUCUACCUCUACCUAAGUUGAAUGCUGAUACAAGGAACUAGUAUAGAAAUAUGUUUGUGGAUAAUCAGAAUUACAAAAAAAAGUAAAGAUAUUUCAAAAUACUUUUCCAAAUGUUUCCUACUCUAUAAAUAUUUUCAAAAUUGAAAGUAAAGACUAUAAUCUGCACUUUAUACUAAGUGUGUGGUACUGUUUUUUGUUUUGUUUUUUGGCUUGAACAACAGAAAUUUAUUUC
Molecule: messenger RNA, 2736 nt
Organism: Myotis brandtii (Brandt's bat)
Lineage: Eukaryota; Metazoa; Chordata; Mammalia; Chiroptera; Vespertilionidae
Gene: MFSD8
Product: major facilitator superfamily domain containing 8
Exons: 11
Coding region: 61-1455 (464 amino acids)
Biological process (GO): transmembrane transport
Cellular component (GO): lysosomal membrane
Molecular function (GO): transmembrane transporter activity
Source: RefSeq, a predicted model, not a curated record